Molecule: messenger RNA, 894 nt
Organism: Solenopsis invicta (red fire ant)
Lineage: Eukaryota; Metazoa; Arthropoda; Insecta; Hymenoptera; Formicidae
Exons: 3
Coding region: 364-666 (100 amino acids)
Source: RefSeq, a predicted model, not a curated record
CCACCGUACGGUUACGAUUGGUACCAACAAUUGUGUGAGCGUGAAAAAGAGAUUCAUGAAGAAUUAAAACAAAGAAAGAAAUGGAAAUCUGUCAUCGUAGCAAAGCAAAAAAGAAUAAAAGCUUUCGAAACAUUCAUCAAUAACACGUCAUCGAUUAAAGAUGAAGAUCAGGUCGACGACAAAAUAUUAGAAGAAGAAAACAGAUGGGAGAACAAAUUCCAGCAAGCUGUUGAAGACAAUGAUGACGACGACAAAUAUAUAGGUUAAUUGACAAAUUCGUAAUCCACGAUAAAGAUCAACAACCAACACACAAAAUUAGACGUCAAACAGCCACCAGGACAUAUAGCUUGGGUAAAGUGCUGCAUGAUGAUCAAGAUAUUCAGCAUACAAGUUUGGAGAUCACAAAAAAGCAACAAGAGUAAUUUGACGGGAAAAAUGCAACCAAGGGUCACAGUGGCGCUGGAGAGGCUUGGCCAUGCCGAAAUACCAGAACAACUUCUGGUUGAGCGACAAAGGCUGGAAAAAAUCAAUUCGGACAAGGCAAACGAGCUGCCGAGCGGACAACCAAUGGAGGUGGUCUCCAAUCAAAGGGACAUCCCGGGGAGCAGCAACAAUCUCCCGGAACCACCGAAGGCGCCAGCAAACACCAGCAGCAAUGAAGAUUGAGUGAGGUAGACCAAAGUCGUUAAUUGUGAGCCACAAAGCAAAAAACUGAACUGUAAUCUUAACCGUAAGACGGAUAUUAAUAAUCUUAUCUUUAUUGUCAAUUUUAGUUUCAUUUUUACUCAUGUCAGUCGUAGCUUUAAUUUAAUUUAACGUUUUUCUUUUAUAUUUAUUCUUUUAAAAAUUUUGUCAGUAUUAUCAUUUUAUAUUAUUAAAUUUUUUUUUUAUAAA